UUUACGAUUUUUAAUUGAUAUUUUCCUAAAUGCAAAAUUUGUCCCCAUUACAAGAAAAACAAAAUUAUUCUCGACUGUUAGUUAAAACUUAAAACACGUUCCACCUUCCAUCUAGACGCCUCGGCUUCCCAGUCUCUCCCUCUCUUUCAACCAUUUAUUUUUCAGAACCAAUUUUCCUACUCCUUGAUCAUUAGCAUUUCAUCACCUGAUUCUUUUUCACUGUAAUUUAUUUGAAAAACAGUGUGUUUACAUCCUCCAGACUCCUAGAAAUAAACAAAACAAAAAAUGAGUUUUUAAUUUGCCGGGACUUUUUUUUUUUUGGUUGUCUUGGUUUAUAAUUUGCUGGGAAAUUAUUUUCGUAAAAAUAGAAAAAGUGAAGACACAUUAUUGACCUCUCUUGGUUCAGACAAAAAGGUGUGUUCUUCUCUUCUUACGUUACAUUUGUCUUUCCUCGUCCAUAAUCACAUGUUUAGUUCUUACGCAUUUUGGAUUCGAGUUAAUUUCCCAAAUACUUUUCUUUUUAUCCGAAAAAUCAUAGAAAUUUCGUAAGAUUGUUGGGUAGUUUUAUGUCACUUGUCGAAUUUUAUUCUUUGGUAAUUGACGUUAACCAAACUUUCAUUGAUAGAAGAUUUGUUGUAACAAAAUUUCUCUUCAUUAAUUUUUUUCUUCUUCUUGUUCAUAUUCUCUUUCAUUUAUUUUCUCUAUUUAAAGAUGUGGAAAAAGUCUGUCUUUGAUUAAAGAUAGCUUGUUCUUGGAACCCUCUAGGUUUGUGGACACAAGACAAGAAUCAAUACUACAUUGGAGUUUGAAGUCUAAAGGUAUAUGCAAUGUGUGGUUAGCCUUGAAAAUUGAACUCCCUCUAUUAUUAUGAGGGGCAUCUAAUGAAAUGUCACCUAUUUAACCGAGAAUCAUUUACUUUUGCUAGAUUCUGUGUCCACACACACAUUUUAUGUACUUGUGAAACUCAGAACACACAAAUAAAGUUCAGUAACAUCUCUUAACGAUGUCUGAAGAUGUUGGCUUCAACAAAGAAACUCCUUGUGAUUAUCCAAGAAACCCUCUUUGCAUCUUCCUAAGUGAUUUCAGAUCAGUUUUGAAAUUUGAUGAGCUCGGUUUGGAGAUAGCAAGAAUAGCUUUACCUGCAGCACUUGCCUUAACAGCUGAUCCUAUAGCAUCUCUUGUGGAUACAGCCUUCAUAGGCCAAAUAGGUCCUGUAGAGCUUGCUGCAGUUGGAGUUUCAAUUGCUUUGUUCAACCAAGUUUCAAGGAUCGCUAUCUUCCCACUAGUUAGCAUCACAACUUCUUUUGUAGCAGAGGAAGAUGCUUGUAGUUCUCAGGAAAACACAGUCCAAGAUCAUAAAGAAUGUAUUGAAACUGGUAUUAACAACACAAAGGAGGAAACUCAAGAACUUAUUCCUGAAAUUAAUAAAGAUUCCUUGCCAGAUGAAUCUAAAAUCAGUAGCAGUAUCUUUAGUGUUAGUAAAUCCCCAGUCAAGAAAAGAAACAUACCAUCAGCUUCAUCUGCUUUAAUCAUUGGAGCCAUUCUUGGCCUUCUUCAAGCUGCGUUUCUUAUAUCCACAGCCAGACCUCUCUUGAGUUUCAUGGGAGUUAAACACGAUUCUCCAAUGUUGGGACCUGCUCAAAGAUAUUUAUCUCUAAGAUCGCUUGGUGCACCUGCUGUUCUUCUCUCACUUGCGACACAAGGUGUAUUCCGAGGAUUUAAAGACACAACAACUCCAUUAUACGCAACUGUGAUUGGAGAUGCCACAAAUAUAAUACUAGACCCGAUCUUCAUAUUCGUUUUUCGUCUAGGCGUUACAGGAGCAGCCACUGCUCAUGUCCUAUCCCAAUACCUUAUGUGUGGAAUACUCUUGUGGAAAUUGAUGGGUCAAGUUGAUAUCUUUAACUUGAGUACCAAACAUCUUCAGUUCUCUAGGUUCAUGAAAAAUGGCUUUCUUUUACUUAUGAGAGUAAUAGCGGUGACAUUCUGUGUAACCCUUUCUGCAUCACUAGCUGCGCGAGAAGGAUCCAUUUCUAUGGCAGCUUUCCAGGUUUGCUUGCAGGUUUGGUUAGCAACUUCACUUCUUGCAGAUGGGUUUGCUGUAGCUGGCCAGGCAAUACUAGCGAGUGCGUUUGCCAAAAAGGACUACAAAAGAGCUGCAGCUACCGCCUCCCGUGUACUGCAGUUGGGACUGGUUCUUGGGUUUCUACUAGCGGUUAUACUUGGAGCAGGCUUGCAUUUUGGAGCAAGACUAUUCACCAAAGAUGAUAAAGUCUUGCACCUCAUUAGCAUAGGACUUCCGUUUGUGGCAGGGACACAACCAAUCAAUGCCUUAGCGUUUGUAUUCGAUGGAGUUAACUUUGGAGCAUCUGAUUUUGGUUAUGCCGCAGCUUCAUUAGUUAUGGUGGCUAUAGUUAGCAUUUUGUGUUUGGUCCUACUCUCGUCGACUCAUGGGUUUAUUGGACUUUGGUUUGGUCUCACCAUUUACAUGAGUCUUAGAGCAGCCGUUGGAUUUUGGCGGAUUGGGACAGCAACAGGACCUUGGUCUUUUCUCAGGAGGUAAAGAAGGAUAAUUAAAGGGGAGGGCAUGUUUUAAUUGUUCUUUAAGCCUUUUCUAAUGAGCUUGUAAUUAAAUAAAAUACGAAGAAUAUGAAUUUGGUGAUGCAAAUGAUUAUACGUGAAUUAGUAAUAUUCUUGAAAAUAUUAAGGGAUGUGGUGUACUAAAUUUGGGAUUUAGAUUGAUGAAAUUUUUAUGUUAUUCAGACAUGAAUUUUUAAAAAGAUAGUGUUGUUAAACUUG
Molecule: messenger RNA, 2799 nt
Organism: Brassica rapa (field mustard)
Lineage: Eukaryota; Viridiplantae; Streptophyta; Magnoliopsida; Brassicales; Brassicaceae
Product: protein DETOXIFICATION 42
Biological process (GO): transmembrane transport
Cellular component (GO): membrane
Molecular function (GO): antiporter activity; xenobiotic transmembrane transporter activity
Source: RefSeq, a predicted model, not a curated record